AUGUCUGUGGAAGAAGUGACUAAGAAAACGGAAACUUUGUCUGUUGGUGAAAGUCGCAAGACGGUUCUUUCUGAUGAUAAAGAAUUUGACCUAAAGCACCCGUUAAACUCAAAAUGGACGUUAUGGUAUACUAAACCUGCAAUUGCAGAUAAUGAAUCUUGGUCCGAUUUGUUGCGUCCAGUUACUUCUUUUACAACCGUCGAAGAGUUUUGGGCAGUUCAAAAUGCGAUUCCGAAACCACGUGAGCUACCUUUGAAAUCAGACUAUCAUUUAUUCCGUAAUGAUAUUAGACCGGAGUGGGAAGAUGAUGCUAAUUCCAAUGGUGGUAAAUGGUCUUUCCAAUUUAGAGGACGUAUUCCCCAAAUAGAUGAUUUAUGGUUGAGAGCAUUGUUAGCCGUUAUUGGUGAAUCCAUUGACGAAGAUGAAUCAGAAAUCAACGGUGUAGUUAUUAAUGUUAGACGGUCUGGUUACAAGAUUGGGUUGUGGACCAGAUCUACUAGACAAGCUCCAUUGUCUAAAGUGGGUGCAAAGUUCAAAGCUGUACUACAGUUGGAGGAAACCGAUAAAUUGGAGUUUUUUGCCCACUCUUCUGCUAACGAUAAAAACGCUAAACCAACUCUUGUUUUGUAA
Molecule: messenger RNA, 630 nt
Organism: Eremothecium sinecaudum
Lineage: Eukaryota; Fungi; Ascomycota; Saccharomycetes; Saccharomycetales; Saccharomycetaceae
Gene: CDC33
Product: translation initiation factor eIF4E
Exons: 1
Coding region: 1-630 (209 amino acids)
Biological process (GO): translational initiation
Cellular component (GO): cytoplasm; eukaryotic translation initiation factor 4F complex
Molecular function (GO): translation initiation factor activity; RNA 7-methylguanosine cap binding
Source: RefSeq, a predicted model, not a curated record